Molecule: messenger RNA, 2877 nt
Organism: Bursaphelenchus okinawaensis
Lineage: Eukaryota; Metazoa; Nematoda; Chromadorea; Rhabditida; Aphelenchoididae
Source: the annotation of a GenBank genome assembly
AUGCGUGAACUAAUUAAACGCGCCACAUUGGUGGCGUGUCUGGUAGGCCUGGUGCAGUGCCAAUUCCGAGACGACUGUUCGGACGCUCCCAAUGAGGCAACACGACAAAUGUGUUUAAGAAUGCGACAAAUGGAUGCAAAUGCCAGAAACAUUGCUCAGAACUCGGUAGAAGAAGAGGCUUUGCCUCCAGGAUCUCCAGUUUGGCAACAACCAAUUCCAGUGCCAUUUAAUGCUAGAGGACAAAUAGCCACGCAUCCAUAUGAAUGUAUGACACUUCAGUGUUUGUGUCCAUUCUUCAGGGUAAGUAUUCAUUUUUCAGACUUGAAGCUUAUGAGUUGAAAAAUGACAUAUUUCGACUUUGUGCCAUUCUUUGAGUACUAUAAUUUUACGAUUUAAAUCUAUUUUACCGUGCAAAAAUUUUAAAAAAAAAUUUCAGGGUCAAAUGGUGAACGGAAACUGUAUCCUCCAAAGCGGUCAACCCCUUGCCAUGGGCUACAGAAAAGAGUACCGUAUGAUGAACGACGAUGAACGCAGAAGAUGGCACUACGCCCUUACCGUGCUAAAACAAAACGGCGAGUACGAUAGAAUCAGCAGAGAACACAUGGUAGUUGGAGCCGGCUCCGGAGCCCAUUCUGGCCCAGGCUUCCUGCCAUGGCAUCGUGAAUACUUGAAGAGAUUUGAAAUCGCUCUGAGAUUAAUCGACCCAUCAGUUUCGGUACCAUACUGGGACUCUGUCAUGGACAACUACCUACCCGACCCAAGAGAUUCGAUCCUCUUCACACCUGACUUCAUCGGACAAACUGAUGGCAACGGCUUCGUCGUUAAUGGACCGUUCGCUUAUUGGAGAACGUUGGAAGGACGCAAUGCCAUCUGGCGGUGGGUUUUUUGCCAAAUAUUUAAACUUUGGCUUUUUUAAUCCAAAAUUUUGAAUUGUGAUAAAUGAAAACACAUAAUGAUUUUUAACGUUGCUUAAAACUUUAACAAGACUGAUAAUUUCAAAAAUAUUAUAAAAAUCGUAUCCUAGACAGACAUAUUUGAAUAUUACAUGACUUUUUCAAAAUUUCGAAGUUGAAAGUCAAGAUGAAUGUUUUUUCUUUGCAGACAGCUUGGAAUGGAAGGAGGAUUGUUCACAGAAGCGCAAUUAAACUCGAUUAUGCAACAAACAAACUUGGAAUACGUUAUGGCUUACACUGUUCCUUUGCCAGGUAAAGCAUAACCCAUAUCCUUAUAAGACCAACACAAUCUUAAAGUAGACACACUUUCUUAAAACAUUACUAAAGCGUACAAAAAAAAUGCUCAAAAACAGUUUCAAAACAGCACAUCAGAAAAAUAAAAAUUGAAAUUCAGGCUGCCCCUACCCUCCAAACUACCAAGCUGUUGAAUAUACACACAGUAAUAUUCACUUAUGGCUUGGUGGUGACAUGAAACCCCCAACCACUAGUGCCAACGACCCUAUCUUCUUCAUGCAUCACUCUUUUGUCGACUUCUUGUGGGAACAAUGGAGACAACUCAGACAACCAAGAUGGCUUCGAGAAACGGUAACGUAUACCCUAGCUUUUACUGAUGAAAGGUUACAUAUAGGAUUAAAAAAGAUUGCUACAAAAUUUUAUUAAUUUAAGCUACCUAGGCUUAUAAUUCGUAACUUACUUUACAAAUGCAUAAGCGAAUCUUUUUUAGCAAUACACCCCAGACAUUGCCCAAUGUGCCAACCCCCUUCACUUCAGUUACGCCGCCAUGAGACCAUUCAACAACUUGUUGAACAGGGACGGCCUCUCCAACUCCUACACCGAUCAGAUGUACAGAUACGCUCCUCGUGCCGGUUGCAGUCUUCAGAUUCCAACUUGUGGAAGCAAAUACUUGUUCUGCGACACCCGAGGAUUCCCACAUUGUGUCGCUAAGGUUAGACUAGGCGGUUUGUGCAUGGGAUACGAAGGAUUCGACGCUUGCUACAACGGCCAAUGCAUCUUCGGACGAUGUGUCCCUGGCCCUACUCCAGCAGUAAGUUAUCAAAAAUUGCAUCAAAAGUAUCAAAAAUUACCGUUUUUCGGCGAAAAGUUUUCAAAAUUUGAAAAAUAACUUGAUAAAGCCAUGCCAAAUAGCAAAAAUUUGAAUUUUAGCCAUUCCGAAUCCCCCGUCCAACUACUCCAGCUCCGCCAACUGCUGCCGCUACACGCCCUGUUGCUGUACGUGCUCGUCAAGCUGCCUCUCGACCUUUUGUCGAUUGCUUCAAUCGUGACCCAUGCUGUGAAAGCUGGGCCAAACAAGGAGAGUGCGACAACAACAAGAAGUACAUGAGCAGAUUCUGCAAAGCUGCUUGUGGAGUGUGUAACCCUGCUUUCAACAGCACUAAUGGUAAGACUUUUUGACAUUGUUUGGUCAAAAAAUUAUCAUUUUUAAUUGCAUUUAUUAUUUUAAUAGACUGGCUUUUCUUGCCUCAUAGAUUAUCAAAAGAUAGAUGACAUGUUUUAAACAUAUAUAAUGUAAUUCUUUAGAAUGUGCUGACCGUCACGUGUCUUGUCAACAAUGGACCGGCCAAGGACAAUGUUCAAGCGGAAACUCUCAAAAGUUCAUGCAAGAGAACUGUCGCCAAUCUUGUCAAUUCUGUAGCGCUAAAAAGGCAGCGCAGUGUCCAAAGCCUAGCGUAAGUUCAAUAACAUAAAAUUAUCUUACACACCUCAACACACAUUAGUCAUUUUGAUAAUUUUUCAUCAAACCACACAACAGUUAAUUUUAUCCCACAUAUAUCUUCAAACACAAAAUCAUAUUUUUGACCUUUUACCCUGCCCAUUUCAGAGCGCCAUGCGCAAAGAAACCAAGCCAGAAGGUCCAAUUCGUCGCGCCUUCAGAAAACUUCGUUCUCUUGUUGGAGUAUCCUAA